Coprinopsis cinerea okayama7#130 is the source of this 753-nucleotide messenger RNA. RefSeq lists its product as hypothetical. Gene Ontology annotation, biological process: translation. Gene Ontology annotation, cellular component: mitochondrial large ribosomal subunit. The transcript has 5 exons. The coding region runs from base 1 to 753 and encodes 250 amino acids. Lineage: Eukaryota; Fungi; Basidiomycota; Agaricomycetes; Agaricales; Psathyrellaceae. The record is from RefSeq and is a predicted model, not a curated record. Gene Ontology annotation, molecular function: structural constituent of ribosome.
AUGGCGUCCAGAGUCCGUACGACCCUUGCAAAUCUCCAGCCAGCCCGUGGCGCACUCCAUAACCAAAAACGUGUCGGAAGAGGCCAGGGAUCAGGCUAUGGAGGAACUUCCGGUCGCGGUCACAAGGGUCAAAAGGCUCGAACCGGUUCCAGCAUUCGACCAGGCUUCGAGGGUGGCCAAACCCCUCUCACUGAACUCUUCCCCAAGCGAGGUUUCGUCAACCCCAACGCCAAAACUUAUGCACCAGUAAACCUGGACCGGAUACAACACUGGAUCGACAAGGGCCGCCUGGCCUCGACGCCAGAACGACCUAUCACUGCUCGCGAACUAUUGCUCAGCGGGUGCAUCCACAACGUAUGCGACGGAAUCAAAAUCCUCGGAGACGGCGCCUCUGAACUCAAGACACCGAUCUACGUGGUAGCGUCGCGCGCGAGCAAGAGCGCAAUUGAAGCAAUUGAGAAGGCGGGUGGAAAGAUUGUUUGCAAGUUCUACAACGACCUUGCUUUGCGGGACUGCGUCAAGGGCCGCACUGACAGGAUAAGUGCUGCACCAACGCGUCGUGAGGAUAUCAUUUGGUACAGCGCACACGAACACCGUGGUUUCCUCUCGCACGACACCCUCUCCUCUCUCGGAAACCUUCCUUUCGUCGAGGAACGCUGGAAACACCUUGCUGACCAGCUUGUAACCCGCUACAAACGCGAAGAAGCAUUCAAACUGCAAAAGCAGCAGGAAGCCGCUGCCGCUAAGCACUAG